GCGGUCUCCAUUUCGCUCGAUUUUCCAGAGUGCGCGCGCAAGCAGGCGCAGUAAGGAGGGGCACUCGGCCAUAAUACGUAACGCCCCGGCGGGCUCCUGGGCUAUCAAUCUCCAAUCGCUACUGCUCAUUGUCGCUGCCUACCUCAUUUGGGAGGUACCUACCUACCUUAGCAUAUUUACGCCGGGCUCAGCUGCUCCUUCCCUCAACAAAAUUUCCGCAAUCCCUCCUUCUUUCCCUCAUCUCCCACGUCUUCCUCCAUCCUCCUUUGUCCAACAUCUCAAGUCUUCUUUCUGAUCAAGACAUCUCUCCAAACAACCGCAAUCAUGUCAGGCCUUCCUACCGUCUACAUCGUCUCGGCGGCCCGUACCCCCGUCGGCUCCUUCCUUGGCUCUCUAUCGAGCCUGAGCGCGACUCAGCUUGGUUCCACUGCCAUCAAGGGUGCUGUUGAGCGAGCCGGCAUCAAGCCUGAGGAUGUCGACGAGGUCUUCUUUGGCAAUGUCCUCUCCGCUGGUCUCGGCCAGGCCCCUGCCCGCCAGUGCGCCAUUGGCGCCGGCCUCCCUCAGUCCACCGUUGCCACCACCGUUAACAAGGUCUGCGCCUCUGCCCUCAAGGCCAUUAUCCUCGGAGCCCAGAACAUCAUGACUGGCACUUCCGACAUCGUCGUCGCCGGCGGUACCGAGUCCAUGUCCAACGCCCCCCACUACCUCCCCAACCUCCGAACCGGCGCCAAGUACGGCGACCAGACCCUCGUCGACGGCGUCCUCAAGGACGGUCUGACAGACGCCUACAACAAGGAACACAUGGGCCUCGCUGGCGAACUCUGCGCCAAGGAGUACGAGCUCACCCGUGAGGCUCAGGACGAGUACGCCAUCAACUCGUACAAGAAGGCACAGGCUGCCACCGCAGCUGGUCUCUUCACCGAGAUCGUCCCCGUCGAGGUCAGCGGCGGCCGAGGCAAGCCCCCGGUCCAAAUCACCACCGAUGACGAGGUCAAGAACCUCAACGAGGCCAAGCUCAAGGCCAUGCGCCCUGCCUUCAAGCCCGACGGCACCGUUACCGCCCCCAACGCCGCUCCCCUCAACGACGGUGCUGCCGCUGUUGUCCUCGCCUCCGAGGCCAAGGUCAAGGAGCUUGGCCUCAAGCCCAUUGCCAAGAUCCUCGGCUGGGGUGAUGCUGAGCGCGAGCCUGAGCGCUUCACCAUUGCCCCCGCCCUUGCCAUCCCCAAGGCCAUCAAGCACGCCGGUCUCACCCCCGAGCAAAUUGAGUUCUACGAGAUCAACGAGGCCUUCUCCGCCGUCGCCCUCGCCAAUGGCAAGAUCCUUGGCCUUGACCUUGACAAGGUCAACGUCUAUGGCGGUUCCGUCGCCAUUGGCCACCCUCUCGGUUGCUCCGGUGCCCGUAUCGUCACCACCCUCACCUCCGUCCUCAAGGAGAAGAAGGCCAAGAUUGGUGCCGUCGGUAUCUGCAACGGCGGUGGUGGUGCCUCUGCCAUGGUCAUUGAGAACCUGCAGUAGACGCAAAACAUAACGACUUAAAUGACAUAUUUAACGGCGCACAGCCACUUACAUGAAUGGGAUACGGCACGAGGAUACAAAAAAGCGCGUCACUAUACCUAAUGCAUAUUGGUAUCGCUGACGAUUCAAAUCGUUGCUGCUCUAUAUCUAUAUCUAGUAGAUCUAUCUAAUUUAAAGUAAAAUAAACAUGAUUUCAUGAUUUCA
Ilyonectria robusta is the source of this 1719-nucleotide messenger RNA. Its product is annotated as Thiolase, N-terminal domain-containing protein. Gene Ontology annotation, molecular function: acetyl-CoA C-acetyltransferase activity. The transcript has 4 exons. Lineage: Eukaryota; Fungi; Ascomycota; Sordariomycetes; Hypocreales; Nectriaceae. The record is from RefSeq and is a predicted model, not a curated record. Gene Ontology annotation, biological process: fatty acid beta-oxidation; ergosterol biosynthetic process. Bases 325 to 1515 code for a protein of 396 amino acids.